Messenger RNA from Cannabis sativa, 522 nucleotides. Its product is annotated as actin cytoskeleton-regulatory complex protein pan1-like. NCBI's taxonomy places the organism in Eukaryota, Viridiplantae, Streptophyta, Magnoliopsida, Rosales, Cannabaceae. The record is from RefSeq and is a predicted model, not a curated record. The coding region runs from base 1 to 522 and encodes 173 amino acids. The transcript has a single exon.
AUGGGCUCCAGGAGGGCUCAACCUGAGGGUGGCCCCAGUGCUCAGACAACACGUCCCCGGAGAACUCAACCCGACGUUGGUCCUAGUACGCGGACAACCCGCUCGAGGAGAACUCAGCGUGGGAAUGGUCAGAAUCUCGGGACGAAGGAUGAAGAGCUCAACCGUGGAGGUGCCCAAUCUAUGGGAGAAAGAACUUAUGAAACGGAAAGCUGCCGCCUGAGACGCCGUCUGGAAGAAGCCCAACGUCAAAAUGCUGAGUUAGAAUGUGAGGCAGCUUCGGCCAGGGCGACGCAGGGGACGAACGCUCAAAAUCAACUUGAACCUGGAGUGAGAAGACCACAAGGCAGACCUCGUGGCUCACGAACCAAGAGACAGGAAAAGGCCCGAGAAGAACAACCCGAGGAAAAUGAGACACCCCCUGAGAAUCAGGAUGAACAGCCAGAAAGGAGACAACUAGAAACUGAUGAACAAGAAAUCCCUGAUGAAAAUGAGGAGGAUCUUGGAACUCAACUAAGAGAAUAG